ACACUUUUCUCUAUUUUUUUAAAGGUUUUUUUACCUAAAAAAAGCUUUUAAGACACUAUUUAUGUCAGUCAAACAGUGCCUUAACAGCUUUUUGGUUCAAUUAUUUUAAAAAAAAAAAAAAAAAACCAAAAUAAGUCAAAAAUCGGAAUUUUAACUUUUAUUUCAGCCAAAUAUACCUUUAGAAACAGUGUUCUGGGUUUGAAUUAAAAAAAAAAAAAAAAAAAAAAAAACAAAAAUGGACUACAAAAAGUGAGCUUUGCCCUUUUUGGCGGCCUGGUUGGCGAUCAAAAAUCUGUGGCCCACUUUUUCGACAGCCCAUUGGAGCAAGCUGUCUCUAAAAUUUGGGCCAAAUUCGCUAAAGCCAUCACCAAUGGAGCUGCGCUUAAAUGUAUAAAUAAAAAAGAAAUUUAACCAAAAGCUUUUUGAAUAUUGAAUUAAUUUAACGUACAUAGGAAGGUGAAUUCGAGUAUUUUCCCACAUUUGACUAGGAAUCGAUGCACAAGGCAGAAGUUGCAGACGGCUCGACAAAACGACCGACUAAUAGUGGAUAAUAUAUCAUCCGGGACAAUAAUCACAUCAUUAGUGGUCAAACAUUGUAACCAUCGAAGUAUCGAACUGUUGUCUGUAUCACCCACGUUCGUAAGAAUCUCCGGGUCUUAAAAACCACUUCAAAAUGGUCCAGACCAAUCUCAGCCUUUCUUUGAUUUUUCUUUCUUCCCUAUUGGGAAUUUAAGCGUUUGUUUUGGAAAUCAGAAACAACCAGCCCAAUCCACCGGAUUAAUGGCUCAACAAUCCCAUGUUCCAAAGUUUGGCAAUUGGGACAGCGGUAAUGUACCUUACACUGCCUACUUUGAGAAUGCGCGCAAAGAGAAAGCCAGUGGUGUGAAAAUGAUGAACCCUAAUGAUCCCGAGGAGAAUCCAGAGGCCUUCAUGUUUGGCGCAGGGGAAGCCGGAAGUGAAAAUGUUUCUAGUGCAGUUCAAGCUCCAACAAAUCCUAUCCAUGUUGAUUCAGAAAAAUUGAUGUUAGCAGAAAAACACCACAUUGAGGGACACCAGCAAAACAAUGACCAUCAGAGGAACACUUCUGUUCACGUAAACAGUGGAAGUCAUAAGUGUAUUGCUUCAGAAUCUGAAAUUGAUAACAAGAUUUUUGGUCAUUCACUGGUGCAGCCAAACCACAAUCGUAGGAGAUCUGAGCAAGAGAAGAGUAUAACUGAGGCUGCUGAUGUUUCUUACAGAUCAGUAGUGUUGCCCAAGUUUGGAGCAUGGGAUGACAUAGACCCUGCAUCAGGAGUUGGCUUUACUGUCAUUUUCAACAAAGUAAAAGAAGAGAAGCAAAUUGCAGCUACCAGGUUACCCCCAGUGCCCCCGCAACCCAGCAACCAUUCGAACAAUCAGAAAAAAUAUACUGGACUAAAGAUACGUUGCUGCCCGUUUUCAAGAAGGAAGUGACUGUUGCUUGGGGAUCUGUUUAGGCUUCUGUUGGGCCUGACUUGGAAGUUGAAAAUUCAUAUAUAGCGCAUUUUGUGCUUUCCAUUGUAUUGACACUAUUGUCCAAUUAAAAUAUUUAUUUUGUAUAAAUUAUAUACA
Messenger RNA from Cornus florida, 1590 nucleotides. Its product is annotated as RPM1-interacting protein 4-like. The record is from RefSeq and is a predicted model, not a curated record. The coding region runs from base 781 to 1452 and encodes 223 amino acids. Lineage: Eukaryota; Viridiplantae; Streptophyta; Magnoliopsida; Cornales; Cornaceae. The transcript has 4 exons.